Molecule: messenger RNA, 2304 nt
Organism: Trametes versicolor FP-101664 SS1
Lineage: Eukaryota; Fungi; Basidiomycota; Agaricomycetes; Polyporales; Polyporaceae
Exons: 10
Coding region: 1-2103 (700 amino acids)
Biological process (GO): N-glycan processing to lysosome; carbohydrate phosphorylation
Cellular component (GO): Golgi apparatus
Molecular function (GO): UDP-N-acetylglucosamine-lysosomal-enzyme N-acetylglucosaminephosphotransferase activity
Source: RefSeq, a predicted model, not a curated record
AUGUCCUCCGCCACAUACAUCCCCCUCACCCAGAUCUCUCCGCAAGAGUUUGCCUGGCCGCCCUCUCGCCGGCCUAGCCCCGCCUCUCUGCGCGCGCACCUGACUAGGAGGCGUGCUAUUUAUGUCCUCAUCGCCACCACCUCCGUCCUCACCUUCCUGCUUUUCCUCAAACUCACCCCGCAUCACGACGACCUCGACGAUGACUUUGAGUACUCCGAGGACAUAGGCACACACAACGCGUACAUUGCUAUCCCUGUGCCUGCCGCGCUUCCCCCCGCAACAUAUCCCAGACUCAGGCCAGUUCGGGACCUCCCUGCACACUGUCUCGACGCGUACUAUGCCUCUGGACAGCUAUGUCACGACUCCUACGGCCCAAUCCCGAUGGACGUCCUCUGGACCUGGGUUAACGGCUCAGACCCUCUCUUUGCCGACGCGAGAGAACGCGCAAUAAAGAGCUUCAAGCCGGAUGAUCCCUACCGGCCACUCAAGAAGAACAACCCCUCCCGCAUGUUCCGUGACCACGACGAGCUACGACACUCAAUCCGCUCCGUCCUCGCCAACUUCCGCCCCUAUACCAAGCGCUUCCGCAUCCUCACCUCGGACUUCUUCUACCCGGAGAAAGGUACCACCACACAGUCCUUCCCCGAUCCCGGUGCCGGAUACUGGCGACUCGGCCUGCAGCCCCAAUGGCUCGAGACCGCCGAUCAUGCAACGCAAUGGCAAGACGGGAACAUCCAGCUCUCCCUCACCCACCACGCCCAUUUCUUCGACCCGUACAACGAUACCAUAUUCAACAGUUAUGCCAUAGAAACCCAGUUUAGUCAUCUCCAGGACGUAUCCGAAUCAUUCAUCUACAUGAACGACGAUUUCUACAUGAUGGCAUCACUUACUCCGGUCAGCUUUUACACCUCCCCCUACGGCAUCGUCAUGCGCCUACAAGAAGGCCUGCAAGUCGGUCCCGACCGGCCCGGCCGCGGCGUCGAGGGCGAAUGGCGCAGCAUGGGUGAAUCGAACUGGCUACUCAGCAACCGCUUCGGAGCGCGCUCCCGACCUUACGUGGUGCACGAAGCCAAAGCGACGUCGUUUGCGAUCCUGCAGGAGAUCGCGCUCGUGUGGCCGGACGCGCUAGCCAAAAGCGCGACGCACGCGUUCCGCGAGACUGAGGCUGGGGACGGUGACUUUUAUCAGAUGUUCGUCCACGCGCACUACAUCGUCGAGCGCGCGCGCGAGGCGCUCCUGUGGACGUGGGUCGUCGGGCGUUUGGGCGGACUGGACGAUAGCUGGGGCGACGAGGAGUCGGCGCGGGCGUGGCAUGAGCUGGGCGGCCAGGAGGAUAAGGAGAUGCGUGUGGAGGCGUAUCCGCGCGAGACGCUUGACGCGGAGCGCGUCACCGCCAACCUGAAGGAGGCGGGAUAUGACACGAAUGUUCGGACCGAGUACAUUUUCUCAUCACUGGACGGAUAUGCGUACGGCCACUACGACAGGAAGGGCCGGAGCGGAUUCCCCUCGUACACGCUCGAUAACGCGCGACCACAGUGCACUAUCAAGCGGGAGGAAUGCUUUAUCGACGUGAAGGGCGCCGACGGUGGCGCGCCCCGUGCGAGCGACGUGUUCAAGCACAUCGCGUUCGAGCGGCCUGAAUGCGGCGACUGUGCUAUGCUUGCACUUGUCAAGGCCAGUGGUCCUCUCGGCCUCGGAGCCUUCCUCCCGCCGGAAGACCGUCGCGUGCACAUCGAGGAGCCCACACCCACUCCUGACGGCUUCAUCCCUCACCUUCCCUUGGUGGACGACUGGCACGACGGCAAGUUUGCGCUGCGGGAUGUCUUGAAAGAGGCGCACACGACAAACAUCCGCGACUGGUCGCUCAUGCUCCUCCAGCGAUACCGCUACGUUAUCGGCGAAACACCGUCCUCCUUCGAGCGAUUGCUCAGCUACCCGCAGGUGCGCAACACGCUCGCGGCGAUCGACAAAAAGAAGGAUCUCGCGCUGCUCUGCGUGAACGACGACGUCGGCAAGGACGACGCGCGCGUCGCGACGCUCUUCUACGACUGGCAGGAGAAGAAAUGGCCGCGGCCCGCGGCCUGGGAGUCGGACGUGUCAUGAUGCGCAGUGCGCGCGCCGUGAACACUCUUCUUGCAUACCCUUCGCCCGCCCCCCAUCGACGCUUUCGCGCGCAUUCUGUAUCGUUAUUGUCCGCCAUGCUUUGAGUACCUACGUUCUGCGUGUGACACUGACGGCACCCUCACCCCCUGCCCCGCACACUUAGUCAUCCUCGUACUACAUAUUACCCUCACCACCACCACC